UCUCUUUCCCGUUCACCAGGACAUUUCGGCUGGUACGAGGAAGUAACAGUUUGGGGUGAACUAAAUGUACUGUGUUGAAGGGACAGUUAUAGAAUUUCAAAACAUUUGCCGGAGGUUAAAGGUGAAAGGCGUUUCCCAAUCAUAGAGUACUGCAUAAAGACACUGAAUAAUGUGAGGAUGUUUGACAGGAAAGGAAGGUCCUGUUAUCGCCGACACACACACACUGUAACACCACGUCCGGCCACUGCGACAGCACCGUGAACAUACGCUGAUAGGACAAUGGUCGACACCUACUCUAGUUCACAUACUGUGUGUAUAUACAACUGUCAACAUGGCGACGAUUUAUAGCUAGACACUUAACGUGUUGAAUUUACAUCAUGUGACUGUCGCCACCCGUCCUACCCAUUCACAGCGUCAUGCUGGGAGAUUUAGAGUCGCGCAUGUUGAAUUCUGUUGACAACCUACUUGUUCUUGCUGAUAUAAACAGCAAUUACGUCACGGAUCAAGCCCCACAAACGAGGUACACAUGUCGGUGUGACAUCGGGUAGCUGGUGGAAUACUCUUGCACAGUCAACGUGUUGAUUCGAGAUACAAAUCCAGGCUGCAAUGUAACAAUAUUUGCUACACAAGGUGAGCAGUCACUCGUGACCUUGAAAUGGAGGAGCACAGCAAGAAGUCUCACAGGCCAUCACUUAGCUUCUCCCCGUCAAGUUUCAUUUCUCGGUUGAAACCACGUAACAACACCGACCCCCCACCUAGCCCUGUGGAGACUGAACAUGAUGCAAUGCUGGCAUCAGAUCCGGAGCUGGAUGUGGAACCAGGUCUACCUGUGCUGAAGGAGCUACUGGGAGCCAAAGGCGCCCUGGCGCUGAAACAACAGGAGCGGAACCGCCAGGAAAAACUGAAUGAGCUGCUGCACACAGAGAGACUCCACGUGCGAGUACUAAGGGUUCUGGAAGAGAUGUUCCUCAAGCCCCUUCUGUCUGACUAUCAACAGGUGGCACAUCACUUGUUUCCGGAGUUGGAACAGAUAUUGAGUUUUCACAGGGAGUUUAACAAACAGCUGCAGGCGGCACGAGAUGACUCCCUCAUUAUACAGCAGGUGGCGGGCGUCUUUCUGUCCUUGUUUGACGGCGACAGGGGGAGGCAGUACAGAGGAGCGAGUGCUGAGUAUUGUCGCAAGCAGAGUCAAACACUUCGGGAUGUGAAGAAAUGUAAAGAUCCACACCUUACACAACUUAUCAGUAAAUCAGAAAGCAGUCCUAUAUGUCGACACAUGAAACUGAAAGACAUGGUGUCAGCUCAGAUGCAGCGUUUGGCACAAUACCCAGUGUUUAUUGAGGACAUCAUCAAAUAUACUGACGCAGAUUCCGAAGAACUCCGUCAUCUCGAAAAAGCUCUUCAAGAAAGCCGAAACGUUGAAGCAUUUGUGAAGCAAACUGAGCUGGAAUAUGACAACUACUACAGGUUGUCAGAUAUACUGGAAAUGUUGGACAAGUCGUCAAUAGACAACUCGCCAAAAAGCUAUCUGUAUGCGGAAGUCAGGGAUCUGGACCCAAAGCGAAACACCCUUGUGUAUGACGGAGUGUUGUCCAUGAAGUUGCGGUCACAUCGGACGAUGGAUGUGCAUGUGGUGCUGCUGGAGAACAUAAUGGUGCUGUUACAGAAGCAGGAUGAUAAACUGGUCCUGUGUCACUUUAACGAUAAAGAAACCUACAAAAGCAAAAGCCCUCUUCUCCAGCGACAGAAGCUGAUGGCCAGAGAAGAUGCAGCAGAUAAGAAAGCAUUCAUGGUGAUAAACAGCCAAGCGUACAAGCCGGAGAUGUACCGGUUCGUGGCUCAGUCCCAGUUGGAGAGAGACAGAUGGGUAAAAUAUCUCAAUCGGUCUGUAACUUGCCCAGUAUCAACGCCACCCCAUGGAACCAAGGACCCUAGUGCAGAACCCUCACAGACAAAUCCAAGCAAAUCAAAUCCUACAUCCCCACCACACAAACUGAUGCAGAUCGGCUUGGAGACAGCUGAUUCACUGAUUCAGGCACAUGAAGUUUACAUAUCAGAUCCUGUAGUGGGGCAGGCAGAACAGGUCCUCACCCCAAUAGAGAAACUGAAGAGGAAUGAUCAAGCUUUGAAGGCUUCAUUGGAAGAACGGAAGAGCAUAUUAGCAGGCAUUAAGGUUGUGACGAGCGGUGACCAUGACGACCACCAUAGCAGCAUUGGUCUGAUAAAACAAGCAGAAGAAAUAAAUACUCAACUGACGCAGCUUGUGAUAGACUCGAAGGGUUUAUCUGCUCCAGACACAUCUCAGUCACUGUCCACGAGCACCGGACAGCAGAAGGUUACUCUCCCUAUUCCCCUAAAACAACUACUGGAAGUGACGUCAAAGAUGAAUCAGUGUAUCAACAACUUGCAGGUCGUUCUCCAAAAUCAAAGCUACGAGAAGAAGCGACUAAUACGGCAGUUAAGUGAGACGAAUGUGGAACUGGAAAGCGUCAGUAACUCGACACAACCUACACAGGACGUAUCCCCGGAGGUCGACGUGGACACCGCCGACAGAGAUGCAACACAGCAACCUCCUGUAGAUGAAGCACCAGAUGGAGACAGCGAGGAAGAGCAGGAACGAGAACAGGAACAGAUUAGCCAAGUGGAGCAGGAAAACGUCGGAACCAAGACUCAAAAUGAAACUGACCUUCAUGACAACCCUGUGCAAGAAUCUAAUGACAUGACUCCGCGCAGUGAAGGGUUGAGUUUGCCCAGACCUGACGAUACCUACACGGAAGACAGUGCUGUAAACUCGAACAUAGAGGUUGUUUCAACAACUGAUUCUCUUGGCGAUUUAACGAUGGAGAGUUCCUGUUCCAUGCCCAGUAGCUCCACAUAUGCCAUCAGUCUAGAGGACCUUGGAGACACAGACACAGACUCCGUCCAGACACUGGAAGGUGUUGUGUUGCCAGGAGGUGUAUAUGCUGAAGACCUGGUGGUCGAGGAACAAACCAAGACGAUACCCAACAGUGAGAACAAUGACACCAAGGCGUCUUCAGACGAGACGUCGGGGGAUCUCACACGGUUUUACCCGGACUUCCGAUUGUGAUGAUCUGACAGGCGUUUGUUCCCGCAAUUGUUACACUGAUGUCAUUUGUUUGUUUCUCUAGUUUGAAAUAUUUCAAGUUUUAUGACCACUUUUUAUGAACAACUAAAAUACCGAACAUAUUACAUCGAUAACACGUUCCAGAAAGGUUGAUGGAAUGCUCACUGUGAGGAAAGAGAUCAUGGACUAUACACUUUUCUGUUAUACUUGCCUGUAGACACUAUUGUACCUUUCAUUUCGGCAAAUUAUCACUAUUAUUUACCAAGUGCACCUGUACGCUGCACGAAAUAAACAAUGAAUUCUGUCCUUUUAUUUCAAACUCUAAUAUGUUGUCCUUUUCACACUAUUGUUUACUGUUUACUGCAAGCAUGGUUGGAAUUUUUUUAUGCCACCAAACAGAAUAUAAUCACUAUUGUCUGUUGGGAAUUGUUUAAUUGUUUGAUAUUUUUUACCCUUUUCCUUGGUGUCGUACCUCUGUUAUAAAACAUGAUAGUGUCGGCGGCUCCGAACUUCAUUUUGCAGAGGAGCACCCCAGAUGUAAGUCAGGACCCUUUGAUCGGCUUCCAGGAUAUAAUACCUGGCUUGUCCACAUCACAGCAUGGUAAAGGCCUAGGCCCUUCAUUGCCUCGGUCUCCCCUCGAAAAUGAAACGGAGGCUAGGCUCUGGCAAUUUGGUAGUCCAGCAUACUAUAUUACCUUCCCAGAAACACGUUUAUGUGGUUACAUGUUGUCUGGUGAAAGUCUUUAAUGAAGAAUUGUCAUUAAAAUCCUUUUCUCUAUGA
This is a messenger RNA of Haliotis rubra (blacklip abalone), 3866 nucleotides long. RefSeq names its product rho guanine nucleotide exchange factor 11-like. Gene Ontology annotation, molecular function: guanyl-nucleotide exchange factor activity; G protein-coupled receptor binding. NCBI's taxonomy places the organism in Eukaryota, Metazoa, Mollusca, Gastropoda, Lepetellida, Haliotidae. Bases 656 to 3088 code for a protein of 810 amino acids. The transcript is spliced from 17 exons. Gene Ontology annotation, cellular component: cytoplasm. Gene Ontology annotation, biological process: G protein-coupled receptor signaling pathway. The record is from RefSeq and is a predicted model, not a curated record.